This is a messenger RNA of Aureobasidium namibiae CBS 147.97, 1134 nucleotides long. RefSeq lists its product as uncharacterized. The record is from RefSeq and is a predicted model, not a curated record. The transcript is spliced from 5 exons. Lineage: Eukaryota; Fungi; Ascomycota; Dothideomycetes; Dothideales; Saccotheciaceae. Bases 1 to 1134 code for a protein of 377 amino acids.
AUGGGUAAUAGUGUACCUGACCUGUUCUUUCUUGACAAUCCGAACCUUCGCCACCGUGCAUCGGAGCUCAGAGACAACAUCAGCGCAUUGCAAGUCGAGGAGGAAACUCUGAACCGCAUUCGCGACAAACUAGACAAGCUUAUGGAGGAACGAGGUUUCAACAACCCAGACGAACUUGAGAAGAAGGUCCUUGAGAUUGUCAACAGCGAAGAGCUCAAGAAGUACCAAGCGUUGAAAGAGAGACUGGACACCCGUGAUAAGGCGGAAGGUAUCGUCUGGGAUGUUAUCGGGUUAGUGGGUGCGUCCACCGGCAUCAUUGCUGGGGCUUGGUUUGCAGCCGGCAUCGUGACGGGCGGCGCGGCUCUGGCUGCCACUGCUGUCGUUGGAGAGGCAUUGGCUGUUAUUGGAGCUGUCCUUGUCCUAUCUGCCAUCAUAGCAGGAGCUGAGGAAAGAGACAAUCUGCGCAAAGCGAUUGACGAGUUGUGGCCGAAACGAGCGCAGAUGAAACAAUGUGUUGAACAGAUGCGUGCAGUCGCCAACUGGGCGGAGGCUAUUGGAAUCUGGCUAAACUCCCCAUCGACAUCUGAUCCUUCAACAAUGAACACUCUUCUUGCCGCCACUCUCGACAGAGACUAUGGCCUAUGGACCAUGCAGCAUGUUGAUGAGGUCCUCCUCGACCAGGACCGUCGCAACGACUCAUGGACUGAUGAGGAUCCAACCCACCAAGCCGACGCUGUGGCUUUCGUUGUCAGACCAAUGCUGGCGCGUGAACUUGCGGACCCUAAGCCUGCAACUGUUACGCUCGAUAUACUACCGUCUGGCGGGACAAGUUAUGUUAGCGGCGCCGACCUCGGCGAACGCAAGAUGAACUUCUCAUACAGCGAGUUCCUGGCCCCCGAUACUGUUCUUGCUACCAGUGGUGGACAAACUUGGAAAAUCACGGCAAAGCCGCAGGACAAGGAUAAUCCGACCCUUGAGACAGUACUGUUCGAUUUUGAGACCAUACCCUCUGGUGUAAGCAUCGGCGGAGGAGCAUUCAAGGGGGGCUUCGAACCUCUAAUCACGGCAGACCUGCCUGUGGGCGCAGCAUUCACGGGUUGCCAGGUGCAUACUUUAGCUACGACAACGGCUUAG